UCCUGUCCGUUUGUAUGAUCGGACUGACUGAAGGUAGAUGUCCGGAGUGUGACAGCAGCGGAUCUGUGUCCGCCGGAUUGGUGCAGGUGGUGAAGGCGCUUUGAAAACCUCCAUCUCUGCCCGAGUGAGAGUCGACUGGAGCUGUCUGGCUGGUCCCACUUCACUACUAUGACUCUGAGCUGCUGAAGAUUUUUCUUUUUUCUUCAAUUCACCGUCCUUUUUGAAGCCCUCUUGAUUCCUCAAUGGGUUCCCGCAGCCAAGGCUUCUUCCACAACCACCACCACCACCAUCGCAGCUCCAUGGUGCCCACUGCGGUGCCGAGGCUCCUGCCUGAGAACGGCAGCCUGCUGGGGGGCAUCGCACAAAUCACCCCCAACCUCUUCCUCAGCAGGGGGAACGUGGCAUCAAACCGCAGCCUGCUGCUGUCGAAAGGCAUCACCUGCGUGGUCAACGCCACCAUCGAGCUCCCAAACUUCAACUGGCCUCACAUGGAGUACGUAAAGGUCCCUUUGGCGGAUAUGCCCCACUCCCCCAUCUCCUUGUACUUCGACAGCGUGGCUGAUAAGAUCCACAGCGUGGGACGCAAACGAGGGGCGGUGCUUGUGCACUGCGCAGCGGGGGUUAGCCGCUCAGCCUCUCUGUGCCUGGCGUACCUCAUGAAGUAUCACCGCGUGUCUCUGGCUGAGGCCCACGCCUGGGUUAAAGCCCGCCGCCCUGUCAUUAGGCCCAAUGGCGGCUUCUGGCGCCAGCUCAUCGAGUAUGAGAGGAAGCUGUUUGGUAGAAACUCUGUUAAGAUGGUGCAGACACCCUAUGGGGUCAUACCAGAUGUUUAUGAGAGGGACCGCAGGAGCCUGGCUCCGUACUGGGGCCUGUGAGAGAGGCUGCGCCAACCGUCCACAGCGAGGGAUCGAGUAGGAAAGUGAAGAUGAAGCCCUUUUGCCCUUCUGGACUGCAGGUUCCCGCCUGUUCUGGACAGGCGAAGUGAGAUGUGUGUGAGUGUAGAUCUGUGUGAAGCUUAUUUAAUGAAUAUUGGUGCACUUGGACAGAGGGAGUCUAAUCGGACACUGGUUGUUGCUGAUGGAGCAGCUGCUCAUCCAACCAGUCACCUCUAUUUAGUCUUUGAAUGGGAGCAAGGCCACUUCAAGCCCAGAAUCCUUCGGACCAAAGGAUCGAUUGGGACCACAAUUAUGUCAGACACCAAAACAAAAUGCUCGGACUGAGCAAGUCGGAACUGUCCAUCUUCUGGUCUGU
Messenger RNA from Seriola dumerili (greater amberjack), 1251 nucleotides. It is a transcript of the gene dusp14, whose product is annotated as dual specificity phosphatase 14. Lineage: Eukaryota; Metazoa; Chordata; Actinopteri; Carangiformes; Carangidae. Gene Ontology annotation, cellular component: cytoplasm. Gene Ontology annotation, biological process: protein dephosphorylation. Gene Ontology annotation, molecular function: MAP kinase tyrosine/serine/threonine phosphatase activity. The transcript is spliced from 2 exons. The coding region runs from base 243 to 875 and encodes 210 amino acids. The record is from RefSeq and is a predicted model, not a curated record.